AUGGCUGCUAUUAUUUCAGUCCUUCAACACUCAUAUUGUCUUGAAAAUAUAAUCUUCCAUUUUGUGUCUUCCUUUGCCGCUGACACCUCCCACCUCAACCUCACAAUCGCAAAGUCAUUUCCUUACCUUCAGUUCAACAGCUAUCCUUUCGAUGAUUCGCCGGUGGCGGGGUUGAUCUCAACUUCUAUUCGUGCUGCACUGGAUUGUCCACUCAACUAUGCCCGCAACUAUCUGGCUGAUCUGCUCCCUAAACUUGCUGCAACUCCUCUAGGCAAUGAAGCAGUUUUAGCAGCACUUGAGUACUGCAACGCAAACUUCACCUCCUAUUUCACGCCCACAUUCUGGUCCAACCCUUCUCUUUCCUUAACCUUCUCUUUCACCGCCAGCACUUCCACCGAUUAUACUUCAACCACAAGCAUCUCAUGCACCUGUCCAACAGCCACCACGAACACCAGCCCUAGUAAUAAAGGCACCCGCUCCCGCACCCACAAUACCCCCACCAAUUCCACCACCUACAGCACCAAUGCCAGUACCACCACCACCUAUUGUGUCACCAGCCCCAACACCAGAUUUGGUUCUCCCACCUAUCAAGAAUGA
Fraxinus pennsylvanica is the source of this 597-nucleotide messenger RNA. The record is from the annotation of a GenBank genome assembly. Lineage: Eukaryota; Viridiplantae; Streptophyta; Magnoliopsida; Lamiales; Oleaceae.